CCGCCGCCAUGGAGACGCGUCGCGGCGUGAUGACGCAAAGGCGGGCUGUGAUUACGUCACGUUGCCAUGGAGCCCCGGGACGCCAAAGGGGGCGGGAUGGCCGAGAAAGCGAAACCCCUCGGGGCCGGCACCAGAUCGAAGAAGGACAAGUCACACACGGCCAGCCGAGCCCAGCCCCGGCAGUCCAAGAAGGUGUCCCUCGAAACCCAGCCCACCCCGUCCCCGGAUGCCGCGUCCCUGCCCCGGGAGCCCUUGGACGUCGGGCCCAUCCUGGACGAGCUCCUGGAGCGGGUCCUGACCGAGUGCACGCUGGCGGCCGUGGCUCGGCAACUGGUGCCCUUCACGGUGGCGCGGGCGCGGGACGCCAUCCUGUUUGUCGCCGAGUGGCGGUUCCUGGUGCGGGACGACGGGGACCCGGAUCCCGAACGGGACGGAGUCUGGAAGGAGGACGAGGAGCCCCAAACCUUCUGGGACACCUGGACAGACACCAUCGCGGAGGCCUCUCUGUCCUCGGAAGAGGUCCCCGUGGCAGCCGAGGCUGAAAGUCCCCUCGUGUGUCCCGGCGAGGUCCCCGCCCUGGAUGUCCCUGUGCCCCCGGAGCAGGGGACGCCGCCGUGCCAGUCCCCCUCCGCAGCAGCCGCGGCUCCUCCCGCUCAGCUUCCCGGCGCCGUCAUCGUGUCCGGGCCGGGACCACCCCUCCCGGAGCCGCCCAUCGCUCCCCAGCCCCCCGGGAAGGGUCGCCGCCUCUCCGCGGCCCCCGGGAGGGGCCGCCGACCCUCCCGGCCCCCGCGGCCCCGGCCGGUCCCGCUGGACGCGCCCCGGCCCCCGGCUCCGCUGCCGGCCGCGCCCUCGGAACCCGCGGCGCAGGCACCGCCGGAGUCCCGCGAGGUGCCGGUGGCGGACGGCGACCAAGUGCCGCCGUCGUCAUCCUUCUCCCGCCGCAGCCUGGCAUCCAUCCGGCCGCGCAGACCCUCCCGCGACAUGGGGGUGCCCAGGCUGGGUGUCCGCCGCGGUGCCACUCGCUGGGUGUUGCCCGAGGUGAAGGUGGUGGACGUGAGCAACGACCCCGAGCGGGCGCGGUCGCUGACCCGGUUGCUAGCGCCGGCAACCCUGCAGGUCCUCUUGGCAGCCGCGCGGGCCACCAAGGCCGAGCUGCAGCUGUGCGACCCCUGGCUGGCCUCGGUUCGCCUGGCUCCCGGUGUCACCGUGCGCUGGGGCGGCAGCGAGCGGCGCGGGCCGGCCCCGGCGGGGCAUGGCGGGGACGAGCAGGGGGACGAGGCGUUGAGGAGGGCGGAGAAGGAUCUGAAGCCCAUCCUGCCCUACCCGGCGUGCCGGCUCUCAGAGUACGGAGAAUCAGAGGAGGAGCUGGAAAAGGCGCUGGGAACGCGGCAGCUCCCGGGGCUGCUCCUCCCGGGAGCUCUCCCGGCUCCGGGGAGACCCCUGUCGCCCCGUGUCUCGCCGGUGCCCCGGCUGGCACCGGGCAUGGCACUGUACGACGCUCUCGGAGCUCGGGGCUCUUCGCCAGCGCUGCUGAAAAGAGCAGAAGUCAAUAAAAAACACUAAAAUGAGUUUUGCGGA
This is a messenger RNA of Vidua macroura (Pin-tailed whydah), 1578 nucleotides long. It is a transcript of the gene C4H2orf81, whose product is annotated as chromosome 4 C2orf81 homolog. The coding region runs from base 67 to 1563 and encodes 498 amino acids. The transcript is spliced from 5 exons. NCBI's taxonomy places the organism in Eukaryota, Metazoa, Chordata, Aves, Passeriformes, Viduidae. The record is from RefSeq and is a predicted model, not a curated record.